UUCUGAGUGGCUGAGUGACAUGCCCCAGGCACACAGCUGGGAGCGCAGGGACAACCUUGUCCCGGUCAGCGCUCUUCCCGCAGCCAGCACGUGGGGCUCCAUUUCCUUCCGCGCUACCGUCCAGUCCCCGCCGACCCUCCAUCCUCAGCCCCGGCUGCAUUUCGGCGGCAGGAAGACAGACCAGCAUGUGAACCGGGAGUGAGGGGGUGUCGGGUAACCCCGCACCUCCAGCCAGACAGCGUCCUCAGGCGGAGGUCUCCGCUCCUCGGCCCGGUGUGGGAGCGCGGGGCUGCCCGGAGCCCGAAGGACAGAGGAUCCAGGCCUUCUCCCGGCUCCCCCGAGCGCCCCGCGCGGCCCGGCUCCCAGCCUCCGCCCUCCGCGGCCCCUCCGGGCGCGCCCACCCCACCCCCAGCCGUCCGCACACCUGCGCGCCCCUCCCCCCCGCCCCCCGCAGGGUGGGUCCGGGGGCCGCGCCCAGCCGGGGCCGGACGCGCGUGCGAAACCUCCCGCCAGACAGCGGAGGGGGAACUCUGGCCGGGAUCGCGGGCUGGCUGCUGGCGGCCGGGCGCCGCGUUGGGGCCGGGAGCGGGGCCAUGCUGGGCCGGCGGCGCGUCUUCGCCGUGGAGCCGCUCGGCGGCCGGGAUGGGGUUGGUGAGGACUUGGCACACGGUUGUGUAGUACCUGGAGUCAGCAGCACCUACCGACGGAUCCCAGACGCGGCUCAAGAUUGGUCACUGGACUCCUGGAAGAGAGAUGGCCAGCUGAGAGGUCCCAGGAGGCAGCAACCACUUCUCAAACUGGCUUCCAGGGACUCAGGAGUGGAGAUGGUGGUUGGGGACGGGCCCCUGACGACCUCACCGGGCCUUUCUCAGGUCUGUCUGGACUUUGAGCCUACAGGGAGCCCUGAGCCCCUGGCCCUUGCUCCCGUGGAGCCUCCUGCCCAUCUUGGCCGGCUUCUGGCCAACCGUAAGCUGGAGCAGGUGCUGGAGCGCUCCCGCCGGCUCCCCACUUCCCCCGCCAGCAUGUCACGACACUGCAGCUCACUGAAUUCCCCCUGCGAGCCGGAAAGUCAAGUGCCCCCUUUUGGAGCUGGGGAACAGGAGGCCACAGAGGCGGAAACUGACCUAGAGGCAGGCCUGGAGGAAGCAGAGGUGGCGGGAGCCCUGGGGCCUGAAGCCUGGGCCUGUCUCCCAGGACAAGGGCUCCGAUACCUGGAACACCUGUGCCUCGUGCUGGAGCAGAUGGCAAGGCUCCAGCAGUUCUACUUGCAGCUGCAGACCCAGAGGCCCCUACCGGAUCCUGAAGUGGAGGAAGAGGAGAUAGAGGGGGCAGGGGGGGAGCCAACCCUGGCCCCUUCACCGCCACCCUCUUGUGACACAGGCCCUGAGGUGCAUGAACUGCUCAGCCAGAGGCAGGAGGCAGGGGCAGAAACAGCUGCACCCCUAAAGGCUGGGCUGCCCAAUGCCAACCCUCCCAGGCUCUUAGAGGCCGCCGCUGAACCAGCUCAGAUCUUUGCCCCCUCCCAGGGACACAAGCGGGAUCUCUCCCACUGGAACAAGGUCAAGGUCCUGCUCAACCGGAUCCGUUGGAGGAGCCCGAAACACCCUGAGUCCCCUGCCCUUCCUGAUGGCCCUGCCCCUAGGACUGAGUCAAGAGGCGUCCCUGAAAGACCUCCAUGCCAGCCCCUCCGAAAGACCUUUAUGCCAUCAUUUGUGGUUAAGAAGCAACGAGCAAAAAACCUUUCUGUAUGCUGAGACCUCCUGGUGCAGGGAUGUGACCCUGGGUUGGGGGGUGCGCAGUGAAGUCUUCUUCCUUGCCCUUUGCCCUGUUGCUGCUUCUGGGCACUGCCAGGAAGUGAUGCUCACCCUUCUCUCUGAGGAGAGGGCUGGAUCUUUCUCCUCUGGGCAGCCUGGCAGAGGAGCCCUAGCUCCCUGAGAGGCCCCAAGGUGCAGCAGUCCCCAGGCUCCUUGCUGGUAGCCAGAAAUCCCUGGGCCUAGUCAAUGUGAACUAACUUAUUUAUCAGGAGUCCAUGGAGUGUGUUUAGCAUGGUGAUCUACUGGGGCCUAGUGUGUCACAGAUGCAUAUUUGUGCAAAAUGAUCCAUGUAUCUCCGUGAGUCGGUCACUGUUGUGAACUGGCUGGAUCCAACCAUCUCUUCUGAAUCAUACACCCAGAGGGUUGGUUGAUCUUCUGGGUGAGGUAACUGUAGAAGGAUGGAAGCGACCUCCAUUCCUCAGUGUGCAGUUACUGAUUUGGAGUCCUACUUUCUUUCUCGCACCUUCGUGGGUAGCCCCAGGACAGGGUGGCGCGGGGAGGGGGUACGGAUGAACUACUAUUUUGGGAGCCUCUGCAUGGAGUCUUGCUUGUGAAGCAGAGCCCCCAAAGACAACCUGGAAUGGAAGGGUCAGGGACAACACGGAGAAUAGCAGAGUAAGCUUCAAGGUCUGUCUGCAGCCGCUUUGGUCCCUAAUAACCUUUACACAUCAGAGCUGAAACCAGACACUCAUACUAGCUUUUAGACCUUGAUAAAAAUCCCUUAACUUUUCUGAGCCAUAGCUUCCUACUUAAAAGUGUCCCGGAUGGUUUAAUGAUACCUGCCCUACCUACCUCACAGUCUUAUUAUGAAGAUAAAAUGAGAUCAAACUCUCAAA
Molecule: messenger RNA, 2650 nt
Organism: Mustela lutreola (European mink)
Lineage: Eukaryota; Metazoa; Chordata; Mammalia; Carnivora; Mustelidae
Gene: C1H8orf58
Product: chromosome 1 C8orf58 homolog
Exons: 7
Coding region: 594-1754 (386 amino acids)
Source: RefSeq, a predicted model, not a curated record